Messenger RNA from Zingiber officinale, 1872 nucleotides. Its product is annotated as DNA repair protein XRCC4-like. The record is from RefSeq and is a predicted model, not a curated record. Gene Ontology annotation, biological process: response to X-ray; double-strand break repair via nonhomologous end joining; DNA recombination. Gene Ontology annotation, cellular component: DNA ligase IV complex; DNA-dependent protein kinase-DNA ligase 4 complex; nucleus. The coding region runs from base 50 to 697 and encodes 215 amino acids. NCBI's taxonomy places the organism in Eukaryota, Viridiplantae, Streptophyta, Magnoliopsida, Zingiberales, Zingiberaceae. The transcript is spliced from 5 exons. Gene Ontology annotation, molecular function: DNA binding.
UCUAGUAGGCGUCGGGAUUGUUGGCAUUGCUCGGCGACGACUAGCCGCCAUGGCGGAGGAUCACUCCGACAUUGCUUCCGCCUCUACGAGGAACACUUGCUUGAGGCUGGAGCUCCCCGUGGAGGACCCCAAGAGCAAGGAUGCCGUCUUCGUCAAGGCCGCCUGGUUCCCCUCCUGCUUCGAACUCGCUAUCUCCGACGGCCUCAACGCCUGGGCCUGCCAUGCGACGGAGGCAGAGGUGAGGCUUAGGGCGGAACAGUGGGACCUUUCGGUGACCGAGUACAUCUCCCUUUCCGAGCAGUAUCUUGGAUUCCAGCAGCCGGGAUCCAAGUAUGGAUUUGAAGACGCCGGAAACGGGCAGCGUAGGUUGUCAUGGACUUUUGAGAAGCAAGGCACUAAAUUGGAGUGGCGAUGGAAGUGCAAACCAUCAUCUGACAACAAGAAAAUGACAUCAGGAAUUCUGGAUUUCCUUAUGGAUGCAAACAUACGCUUGAGUGAAGAAGUUGUUAGAAGGGCACGUUCUUUUGAGAUAUUAAAAUCAGAAGCUGAUAAAUGUUUAGAGCAAAGCGAACGUUUCAGUAAUGAGAAAUCUGAAUUUGAAUCUGCAGUCUACAACAAGGCUGCAACUACAAUUGAUUCAACCUGUCUUGCUAUAUCUAUGUAUAUUUUUUUUAUUUUACAGUUUAUGCUAUAUUAAUUGAUUUAUUUUGUCAACACCUGGAUAGUAAUAUUUUUUAUUUUAUCUUAACAAAUACAUAUGGAAAUAGUCUCUUGUAAAAAGCAGGGUAAGACUGCGUACAGUGGAACCUUCCCUGGGACCCCGCAUAGCGGGAGCUUUGUGCACCGGGCUGCCCUUUUUAUCUUAACAAAUAUAUCCAAUUUAGCCUUCAUCUUUGCUACACUGUUUCAUUUUGCAAAAGAGGUAAAGCAUAAGAGCAUCUACAUCAACUUCCAUAAAUACAAAAUUUAAUUUAAAUUUUAUAUUUUACGUAAAAAAAAGUUUUGCAUCAGCUACCCUAUUCAUUUCCUAAAUUUAAAUUUAACGAAUAGUAUUUUUUAAAUUUAGAGAAUGAAAUUCAUUUUUGAAACAUUAAAAUAUCAUUUAAUUUGAGAGAGAAAAAAUAAAUGAAAUGGAUUGGGUAGUGAAAAGUAGAUAUUAUAUAGGGAGAGAGAAAAAAUAAUAAAAAAAUGAAAGAGAAAGAGGAAAACAAUAAAAAAAUGAAGAUAAUGAAAAUUUUAGGAUAGCUGAUGUACUGUAUAGUGAAAAGUAAUUGUUUAAGUUUAAUAAAGUGGGUGGUUUAUUCUAUUUUUUUUUAUAUUAUAGAGAAAUUGGUGUGAAUGCUCUAAGGGAUAAAAACAUAUUUUCCUAUAAAAGAAAGAAGGUAUCAAUGAAUGUUAGAUUGCCUCUUCAAAGUUUUAUAUUUCUUUUCAUUGUUUCUCCUAGUGGCAGGAAAUAUAUAAUGGUUUCUCUAUUGGAAAAAAAACAAUUAUGAAACUGAGAGAAUUAGGAGGUUGUAACUACCAUGAUACUAGUAUGUAUCUUCUAUAUUGGAAAAACUGAUUAUGAAAGGAAGAAGAAAAUUAAGAGGUUCUAAUUGUCAUGAUACCAGUGUUAGUGUGAUCACGAGUGGGAGGAGAAAAUCGGGAGGUUAUAAUUGCUACAAUACCUGUAUUAGUGUUCAAAACUUGGGUACAACAACAUGCAUCAUUAGAAGGAUACUUCUGGUCUAAUUUCUUGUGAAUAGGUUUCAUCCUAUGUGAUCCUGUCCGAACCAGAAGUCAGCAGAUGCUGGGCACGUGACGCUCCAAGGCUCGCUGAUGUAGGUCUCCAACUAGUGUCGAGAUGCUCCGGCUAUCCUGCACAGAAGUCGA